AUGGCUUCGUUCAAGGAAUUGUCUCUGUCUCGUCCUCUUCCCCAGUCUAACCCACGCCACCAUGCCCACUCCAUCUCGCUCGGUGCGGUUAACGCUAAUCAUCGGGUGACUCGCCGGAAAAGUGUCACCACUGCUGCAGCCGCCAACGCAGCCGCUGUGGCAGUCGCUGCAUCCAUGAAGGAUUCUGUUGGGGAAUCAGCGGGGGUGCCGAUGUCUUCGCAUCGUCGAGGGAGCCGAAAGGGCUUAGAGUCUAGUUCGGUCGGGGCCCCCUCCGGCUUCGGCUCUUAUUUCUCACGGAGCAUGAAUAGCCCCAGCCACGAGCCGCCGGUCGCUCGCAAGACCUCGCCCAAUCACUCGAGUGACGCGUCCUCAACAACUCUCACCGCCGUAGAUGAAAACAAGUCCGCCAACAACAAGAAUCGAAACCGUCGGGCCAGCGAGGGAUCGCACCUGGUCAAAGGCGAAGGGAAGCGCUCCAUGACAGAACUUCGCUGCGAUCGUUGUGGGAAAGGGUAUAAGCAUGGCAGUUGCUUGUCUAAGCAUAUGUGGGAACAUGACCCUGCAUGGGCUAUUACCUCGAAACUCUUGAUCUCCAAGCAUCAACAAGUUCAGCUGCUAGAGGCGGCCUCCGUUCUGGUAAACAUGAACCAGGAUGGCCCGGAGGUUGAAUCGGAGAUAUCAUCGGCCUCACCCGAUGCCUCGUCAGAACUUCGAGACGGGCUCAGCUCAGCAGAAACGACUCCGCCCCCGAUGGAUGAAGACGACGAGGAUGACGAGGACAUGUCGCCCGAGCCGACCAUAGAGAAGCGAUUUAGUGUCAGUAAUGCGUCAGGUCUCCUCUCCCAUUCUUACCAGUCCGUCCCCUCGAGCUCUUUUACCGGAAGUGCCCCAUGGGCUUCGCCAGCGUUCUCGCACUACCGUCAAUCGAGUAUCGACACGCGACCAUCGACCGCGGAAGCCAAAUUGCAUGAAGACGAUGAGGCCGAUCUCGCCGCAGCUAUCGGCCUGUGCACCUUCAACACACCUCGCACGAGACCAGUGCCGAUGUCUCCUAGCGUACCCCCCGUUCCCCCACUGCCAAGUCGCUUCCUUGACCAGGCCAGUGUGGGCGGUAAUGAGAGCCAGAGCUUGGAUCAGUCAACAACCAAGGAGACAGAUGCUACCUUUUCAACCUCUACUCCGAACCUCUUUUUUUCGCUCUCGUAUAAUCCGUCCAUGUCAUACAAGGUGUCCGACGAGCGAGAAGUGAAAAUGGGCGCCGCAGAUCGCACCACACGGCAGAAUCGCAAUGCAGACGUUGACUUCGGGCACCGGCCCACUGCGGCCGAUGAGGACGAUGAUGGCGUAUUUGGUCGGAUGGAAGAGUAA
This is a messenger RNA of Aspergillus alliaceus, 1368 nucleotides long. RefSeq names its product putative C2H2 finger domain protein. The record is from RefSeq and is a predicted model, not a curated record. Lineage: Eukaryota; Fungi; Ascomycota; Eurotiomycetes; Eurotiales; Aspergillaceae. The coding region runs from base 1 to 1368 and encodes 455 amino acids. The transcript has 3 exons.